AACAUACACACUCACAUACACACUCGACACAUACAUACCUUAAACACUACACUCACUCACUCAAAUGGAAUAUGAUUACUAAUUUUCGUUGAGCGUUUCUUUAUUAUUUCUGACAUGUUGUACAUUUUCCGCUUUGUUAUCUAAAUAUAUAUAUAAAUAUAUGUACAUCACACAUUCGUAAAACAACAGCAUUCCGAAAUACAAACGAUCGAGGAAAGUGACGAAGAGACCAAGGACUCGUACAUUUCUAAAUUGAUGGACACGGUGGAAUCGUACGAGGACGCGCUGAAAGAGAAUCGAAACGAAAUUGGAAUACUGACCACCAAAUUGGAGAGGAAGGAGGAUACUAUAAAAGAGCUGGAGGUAACUGCAAGCGAUAAUGGUAAGAAGCUGGAAGAACUUUUUGGUGCUUUGGAUGAGAAGAGGAUUCGAGUCUUGGAAUUGGAGGAAGCUUUGAGGGAGAGCAUGGAGAUUGCAGAGCAGAGAGACAUGGAUAUAGCUGAGGAGGAUAGGAAGAGACAGCGCGUCGUCGAGAAGGUUGCAAAAUUGGAGCAGCGUUUGGUUUCGAUACAAACGGCACAGGCGUUACGAUGCCAUUCCUGCAGACCAACGCUUCUCAAGAUGCAUUCUCUUCAAUCGCGUUUCGGUCAAUUGGUGAAGGAGCGGAAGCACCAGCUGCACGAGUUAGCCGACAUGAAGAGGGAAGCGCUCGAGGCCGCAAUCAGCGAGAAGGAUGCGCAUCUGGCUUUGCUGGAGAUGUCGGGAAUUCGAAGUGCCAAAAGGGCGGAAGAGGUGGAUCAGCUGAAAACUGAUAGACGGAGACUUGUUGAGCGGCUGCAACUCGAGAAUGAGCUUAGCGUGUCAUUGACGGAAGAUCCUGACGACGAGGAAUUCUACCUGGCCGAUUUCGAAAUGGACGAAGAGACGGAGGAGACGUGUUGAGCUUUUUGUUUUGUUUCGACGGAUCCUGUUGAAUUUCGGUAUAUUCAUCGUUUAGCAAUAAAGCAAUGUGUUUAUAAAGGAAUACGAGAGAGAGGAACAAAUAAGAAAGAAA
Messenger RNA from Nicrophorus vespilloides, 1054 nucleotides. Its product is annotated as ELKS/Rab6-interacting/CAST family member 1-like. Bases 256 to 942 code for a protein of 228 amino acids. NCBI's taxonomy places the organism in Eukaryota, Metazoa, Arthropoda, Insecta, Coleoptera, Silphidae. The record is from RefSeq and is a predicted model, not a curated record. The transcript has 4 exons.